AUGGCUGGUUCGAGGAGGGAGGUGGAGGAUAGGAGCGAUAGUGGGAGUCCUGCGCCGUCGAGCCAGACACGGCGCUCUGGGAGGCGCGCCAGGAAACGAAAGCGUGGAGAGGAUGAAUUCGGGGGUGGAGAAGACGAGGAAGAUGAAGACGAGGCAGAAGCGGACCAAUCCGCGGGAGAAAAUGAAUCAUCUGUGUCGUCUGAUGAGGAUGGGGACGUUGAGAUCUGGCAGGGGGACGAAGAUGACGAAGUGGAACGGCCAACUAAGGCGCUUUGCAUACACUGUGGCGGCGACGAAUAUAACGAUCCAAGCCCGGACUAUGAAGCUCCGCUAGAAUGUGAAAUGUGCAACGCUUUUUCGCAUAAGCAAUGUGAUAAUCAGGACAAUAACAACGGGGGAGUAAAGUCAGCCCUAGAUGAAGAAUCUGGAAAAUGGCGAUGCCCUACAUGUGUUGCAAGCGGUCACGACUCUAACCCAAUUCCCGAAUCCACGCCAUCUCAUAAGAGCCGUUCGCGACGGGUUAGUGCCGGCAAAGAAGACAACUCGAGGACGCUUAGAAAGCGAAGGGCUGGCGAUAUAGAUGAGGAAGAUGAUGGUCCAGUAAGUGCUCGAAGAAGGAAACGUAUGAAGCAAGACAAGGUCAGGGCCAAUGGCCAUGUCUCUGAUAAUCAAACUGGAGAUUACAAUCUCUAUGAAUUCGAGCUUAUUGAUGGGAAUCAUGAGUCGAAUGAUACUCCUUCACUUAAUACACCGGGUGCAAGCUCCAGGAAAAUUCACAAACAGCCCAUCACAACAGAUUCCUACCAAGGAGAACAACGAGUUGUUAAAGUCACAUAUAAAAAAACACCCCGGAAGUUCAAUCUUUGGAUAACGAAUCUCACGUCUGGAAAAUUGGAGAAAAUUCUGGAAUCACAACCAAAACCCAGCACUGUACCGCCACGACCACGCAAGAUUGUUGCCAACAGCACGCGCAAUGCUAGGGCACGGUCAACGGCUGCCACUGACACCACCCCUGCUACUAGCACAAGAGGUGCUCGUGUCUCGCCUUAUUAUCUACCACUCAACGAUGACGAUAAGUCAAAGCCUUAUGGUGGUAUCUUAAGUGAAGCAGAAGCGGAAACAACCAAGACCCACCCUGGUGCGGACGACAGAGCACGUUUUGAUAGGGCUCGUGAGGAAGCGGACGAUGAAAGAAACACACGAUUGAAAUUAUCAUCCUCCACCUUAUCACAUGGGCUCAAUGGCACUGGUCGUGGCGAGAAGGAUAAAGCCUCAGAGAAGAAAGGGGGUGCCAGCAAGAUUGAAUGUAUACACUUUGGGGAGUUUGAGAUCGAUACUUGGUACGCUGCACCUUACCCAGAGGAAUAUAGUAGGAACAAAGUCUUGUGGAUUUGUGAGUUCUGCCUGAAGUACAUGAACAGCGAAUACGUCGGCUGGAGACAUAAGAUGAAAUGUGACGCCAAGCACCCUCCUGGCGACGAAGUUUAUAGAGAUGGCUCAAUAUCCGUUUUUGAAAUUGACGGGCGUAAAAACCCAGUCUACUGUCAAAAUCUUUGCCUGCUUGCAAAAUUAUUUCUUGGGUCUAAAACGUUGUAUUACGACGUUGAACCAUUCCUGUUCUAUGUUAUGACUGAAUUUAACGAAUGCGGGAUGCAUUUUGUGGGCUACUUUUCAAAGGAGAAACGCUCAACAAGUCAAAACAACGUUUCUUGCAUUCUAACACUCCCGAUACACCAACGAAAAGGAUAUGGAAACCUUUUGAUCGCCUUUUCGUAUCUUCUUACUCGUGCUGAAAAAAAGACUGGCUCGCCAGAAAAGCCCUUCUCCGAUCUCGGCCUUGUAUCAUAUCGAAAUUACUGGAAACUCGCACUGUGCUAUGAAUUGCGAGAUCAAAAAGAACCUUUGACUAUCCUGGACAUAUCUAGGCGCACAGGAAUGACGCCAGACGAUAUAAUUUGUGGAUUAGAGGCUCUGCAUGCAUUGAUCAGAGACCCGGUUACAGGAACAUACGCUCUCCGCCUGGAUUACAAGGCAUUUCAGGCACACAUCGAUAAAUGGGAAGCAAAGGGAUAUGUAAAGCUGAACGUUGACGCUUUGGUGUGGACACCUUUCCUCAUGGGACGGUCUCAGGCGUUGCAGUUCAACGAUGCACCUCUAUCAACGAUAGCACCAAGGGCGGGAGAGAAGUUAUCGGCUAUAGACGAGAAGGCUGAGACGGUUACUGCGUCGGUCGAAAUGGGAGACGACGAUGGGAAGGAUGACCCAGGUAUUAAUCACAAUCGGAAUGGCGCCGCGACAGCUGCGACCGGGGAAGUCAUGGAUCUCGAUGCGUUACAAUCUGCUUCUCAUGCACAAGAGGAGCAAGAGCAAGACAGGAUCAGCAAAUCUGAGACCGAGCAUACUACGGUCCUGCAUGAUCUCCCCCCAAUACCCAAACCGGUAACUCCCAAUAUCAAAUUGGGAUACGAGCCGAAUCUAUUCAGCAAUAAGUGGAGUGGGCCUAGGUCACCAGCCAAAUCUCCUAUGCUGGAUAACAGUGGGUUUAUGAUACCACCCACUAGAUUCGAGAUAGUUCCUUCGGUUCCCGGUUUGACGCUUAAAAAAGGCCGUGCGGCGUCAUCGACAACUGUGAGGGGUAGAAAACGCACUUCAAUGUCGCCAGCAACCCCUAGGGGUAGAGCUGUGGAUACUCCAAAACUCCGCAGAGGCAGAACAAAAUUGGCAGAUACAGUUACUUUAAAUGGUGCCAAUAGUCCAACGAGGGAACAAAUACGGGAAUUUCAUGAUAGCCCCGCAGCUUCUGCCGCAGCCGCGCAAAAUGAGUCGCAUGGGGGGAAGUCGCCUAGCGUAGUCAAUAAGGUAAUGCGUCCUACGAGUAUGGACGUUGCAUCGGAAGUUUGA
Morchella sextelata is the source of this 2901-nucleotide messenger RNA. RefSeq lists its product as uncharacterized. NCBI's taxonomy places the organism in Eukaryota, Fungi, Ascomycota, Pezizomycetes, Pezizales, Morchellaceae. Gene Ontology annotation, molecular function: histone acetyltransferase activity. Gene Ontology annotation, biological process: regulation of DNA-templated transcription. The record is from RefSeq and is a predicted model, not a curated record. Bases 1 to 2901 code for a protein of 966 amino acids. The transcript is spliced from 8 exons.